Molecule: messenger RNA, 1227 nt
Organism: Fusarium vanettenii 77-13-4
Lineage: Eukaryota; Fungi; Ascomycota; Sordariomycetes; Hypocreales; Nectriaceae
Exons: 2
Coding region: 1-1227 (408 amino acids)
Source: RefSeq, a predicted model, not a curated record
AUGGUCGACCUUAUCGCUCAAGACCGCCUCCAGAGGGAGCGCGACAGCUUCAUCGAGACGAUUGACGAGUCUUCGAUUCAGCGACUCGCGAGCUCGUACCACGACGGCGAUGAGUGUGACUUCUUUCAGCCGCCCAAGUGCGGGCGCUUUGUCAUGUCCUACUUUGUGCGCUUCCCCAACGGCGACUUUUUGAUCGCUCAGACGACAAUCCCGAUCCCGAGGGUCAUAGCACCGAAUAUCGACGAGGAGGAGGACGCUGAUAUCCCCCCCUUUGUCAUCCUCGAGUACGUCGAGGGCACGCCGCUCUCGGACGUGAGAAUCCAGGGCCUUUCGGUUGAGCAGAAGGCUACUUUCUAUCAAGACCUUGCCAACAUCUACCUGCAGCUGCGCGGCCUCACGUUUUCAGAGAUUGGAGCUCUCGCCUUGAGUGAUGAAGACGAAGUCGACGUCCUCCAAGGUCCCGUCUCCCCAGAGUUCAACCUGCAGCAGCUGGCAGGCCUGCAACCCGCGCUCGUACGCGAGGUCCGCGGCCCUCGAGGCCCUGUACGCACAGCCACGGAAUACGUGUCUAUACUGCUGGCCAUGUCAUGGAAUGUUUUCUACAGCAGCCCUGCCGUGACCCAAGACAAGGUCGACGCCGAGCAGACCCUGUACUACCUGUUCCAGUUCGACCGCUUUGUGCGCAAGAAGUGGUUCGACGAGAGUCUGGACCACGAGCCCUUUGUGCUCUCCCACGGUGACCUUGUUGACCGGAACAUCAUUGUCGACGAUGAUAUGCACAUCGUUGCCGUUCUGGGCUGGGAAUGGAGUCGUGUCGUGCCUCUGCAGCUUUUCAAUCCUCCCCUGUGGCUCGUCAGCAACUCCCCUGAGCUCCUCGCUUCGCGUCAGUUUUAUCAAUACCACGUCGAAGAGCUUGACAAGUUCAUGACCAUCCUGCGACAGCGAGAGCAAGCUCACUUUGGCGGCAUCCACCUCGCCGACGAAUGGCAAGACAUCCACCGGAACGGCGGGCUCCUCGUUGCAGAGGCCCUAGAGAAGAUGGACCUUGAGAUCAUCUUUUACUUUGGGUAUCGGUUCUGCGAUGAUUCGCAGGUGCCGACUACUUUCUUGCGGCAGUUCAUGGAGGAUAGCCCGGCGAGGGUUGAUAUCGUGGCUAGCAAGGUGCGCGAGGGGGAGAUGUAUGACUUGGAGUGUCAGCAUCGGAGGCUGGGGGAGUAUUCGGCGUGA